Messenger RNA from Nothoprocta perdicaria, 514 nucleotides. It is a transcript of the gene ECRG4, whose product is annotated as chromosome unknown C2orf40 homolog. Gene Ontology annotation, biological process: anaphase-promoting complex-dependent catabolic process; G1 to G0 transition; central nervous system development. NCBI's taxonomy places the organism in Eukaryota, Metazoa, Chordata, Aves, Tinamiformes, Tinamidae. The transcript has 3 exons. The coding region runs from base 25 to 363 and encodes 112 amino acids. The record is from RefSeq and is a predicted model, not a curated record.
UCAAGAGGAAAUAAGCUGAAGCUGAUGCUUCGAAAGGGAGAAGCCCCUGUUGCCAUUAAGCCUGAGGUGUCAGAGAGAGAAGACAAGGCCAAAGAGUUCUUGAGCAGCCUGAAACGCCAGAAGCGCCAGCUGUGGGACAGGACUCAGCCCGAUGUGCAGCAGUGGUACCAGCAGUUCCUCUACUUGGGCUUUGAUGAAGCGAAAUUUGAAGACGACAUCUCCUACUGGACAAGCCUGGGCCGGAGGGGCCACGAAUACUACGGUGGCUACUACCAGCACCACUACGAUGAAGACUCACCCAUCGGUCCACGGAACCCACAUACCUUCAGGCAUGGAGCGGGUGUCAACUAUGACGAUUACUAAUGCCAUUUAUCCUGCCAUUUAUCCUGUAGUUAGUAGCUACGUGGCUGUGUUGGGCCUGGCUGAGUCUUCCCUCAGUCAGUGCUGCUGCUUCCCUACUAGCUGCUCACAGAAACCAGCAAGAAGAAAGGAUCUGUGAGAUGCAGUGUGACUU